UAGUGACCGAUCAAUGACGCGAAUUUUGGCCGACCCGAAUUCUGUGAACUCCAUUGUUAAGUUGGAAAACUCUAAUUCAUUGACUUGUUCAAAAACCGCAGCUUUACUUCGAUCCAGUAAAGAUCAACAAGCACGAAUAAAAGAGAAUGGCGUAUCUGAGCAUGGGAGAGGCACACCGAAGAAUAACAGAGUACCUUAAUCGCUUCUCCGACGUCGUUUUUUCUCAAGACGGAGCUACCCUGAAACAACUUCUCUCUCUCUCCUCCAACUCCAACUUCCUCCUCUCCGUCGCCGACGCUCUCAAUGUCUUCCAGGACGCUAAUAGAUUGAUUAAGCAAUCGGAGAAGUACUCGCAAUUUGGGGAAAUAACAGCUCCGCUUUUCCGGUCUCUGCAAAGUUAUCGACUUGGGAAUUUGGUGGACACUUAUCCAGCCUUCGAAAAAGCCGCCAAUGCCUUUAUUCAAGAGUUUCGAAAUUGGGAAUCGGCUUGGGCUUUGGAGGCAUUAUAUGUCAUUGCCUAUGAAAUAAGGGUUCUUGCAGAGAGGGCUGAUAAAGAGUUGGCUUCAAAUGGAAAAUCACCUGAAAAAUUGAAGGGAGCUGGUUCAUUCCUCAUGAAAGUGUUUGGUGUUCUUGCUGGAAAAGGCUCAAAACGUGUGGGAGCUUUAUAUGUGACUUGUCAGUUGUUCAAAAUCUACUUCAAGCUUGGUACAGUUCAUCUUUGCCGAAGUGUGAUAAGGAGUAUUGAAACUGCUAGAAUAUUUGAUUUUGAGGAGUUCCCUAAAAGGGAUAAGGUCACAUACAUGUAUUAUACUGGCCGUUUGGAAGUUUUCAAUGAAAAUUUUCCUGCUGCUGAUCAUAAGUUAUCAUAUGCCUUAAUGCACUGCAACCCCCAGAAUGAAGCGAAUAUAAGGAUGAUACUAAAAUAUUUGAUACCUGUGAAGCUUUCAAUUGGUAUCUUGCCUAAAGAUUCACUCCUACAGAAGUACAAGCUAGUAGAGUACAGUGAUGUCGUUCAAGCUCUAAAAAGGGGUGAUCUCCGUCUGCUUCGACAUGCUCUCCAGGAGCAUGAAGACCAGUUUCUAAGAUCAGGUGUAUUUCUUGUUCUGGAGAAGCUAGAGCUCCAAGUUUAUCAAAGAUUAUUAAACAAAAUUUACAUCAUCCAAAAGCAAAAGGACCCAAGCAAAGCUCACCAGAUGAAGUUGGAAGUAAUCGUUAAAGCAUUAAAGUGGCUUGAGAUGGACAUGGAUUUGGAUGAGGUGGAAUGUAUAGUGGCCAUAUUAAUAUACAAGAAUCUCGUGAAGGGAUACUUUGCACACAAAAGCAAAGUGGUAGUAUUGAGUAAGCAAGAUCCUUUUCCCAAGUUAAAUGGAAGACCAGUUAGUUCAUAGAAAUAGAGGUGGUGGAAAUGCUACUUAUAAAUUUUGAUGAGCCAGUCUGAAAGCAAUUUGCACAGAUUGCUUCUGAUUCUGCCAGUAAAGGCUGUUGUAUUGAGCAAAUUCAAUCUCAUGUACUUUUGUGGUUACUGGUAAAUGCUGCUAUGAUUUUUCUACCAAUACCUUUCUAAAUCAUCAUUAUGUAUGUUUAUUGUUCUGCUA
Jatropha curcas is the source of this 1595-nucleotide messenger RNA. It is a transcript of the gene EER5, whose product is annotated as proteasome family protein. NCBI's taxonomy places the organism in Eukaryota, Viridiplantae, Streptophyta, Magnoliopsida, Malpighiales, Euphorbiaceae. Gene Ontology annotation, molecular function: double-stranded DNA binding; RNA binding. Gene Ontology annotation, cellular component: transcription export complex 2. Gene Ontology annotation, biological process: post-transcriptional tethering of RNA polymerase II gene DNA at nuclear periphery; transcription elongation by RNA polymerase II; poly(A)+ mRNA export from nucleus. The record is from RefSeq and is a predicted model, not a curated record.